AUGGCUAAGAAUAUCAAUGACUUUGACGAUGAGAGUAAUGAUGUACUUCAAUUGUACGUAGUAUUGCAAGUUGUAAUGCAAGAAUUGUUUGCCUUAUGCAUUGUAUCUUUUGUUGUCAUUGAAGUUAUCUUGAAGUAUUUAUGUAAGUAUCCACAUAAUCUUAUUAGAGGACCCAAUCGGUUGCAAGAACAAAUGGACCAUAUUAACCGUUUAGUAAAAGAAAGUGACAUAACAUGCAUUGAACAACUCUGUAUGGAUCGUUGUUCUUUUAUGACCUUAUGCAAUAUGAUUCAUACAAUUGGUGGGUUAAGACCUUCAAAACAUGUCACUUUAGAAGAGAAUAUGGCCUUCUUCCUCUUCAUUUUGGCACAACACUUGAAAAUACGAAAUGUUAAGUACACUUGCUAUAAAUCUGGACAGAUUGUCAGUCGAUAUGUCAAUGAUGUCUUAAAGGCUAUGCUACGCCUACAAGCCAAUUUACUUAGCACACCAAAUCCUAUUAUCGACGCAAACACAAAUCCAGGGUGGAAUUGCUUCCAGAUAAAUAUAUUGUCCACAAAUUUGAAUUGUCUUGGAGCACUUGAUGGCACCUAUAUUAGGGUUCGUGUACUUGUGAUUCAUCAAGCAAGGUAUAGGACAGGAAAGGGAGAUACUGCUACUAAUGUUCUAGGAGUUUGCUCCCAACAAAUGGAUUUUAUGUAUGUGUUGCCGGGGUGGGAAGGGUCAGCAGCUGACUCUAGGGUUUUAAAAGAUGCAAUCAAUCGGCCUAAUGGCCUAAGGAUUCCAAAUGGUAAUUUCAGGAUACUUAAUUCUUUCUAA
Messenger RNA from Camellia sinensis, 819 nucleotides. The record is from RefSeq and is a predicted model, not a curated record. NCBI's taxonomy places the organism in Eukaryota, Viridiplantae, Streptophyta, Magnoliopsida, Ericales, Theaceae.